Penicillium concentricum is the source of this 465-nucleotide messenger RNA. RefSeq lists its product as uncharacterized. NCBI's taxonomy places the organism in Eukaryota, Fungi, Ascomycota, Eurotiomycetes, Eurotiales, Aspergillaceae. The coding region runs from base 1 to 465 and encodes 154 amino acids. The transcript is spliced from 4 exons. The record is from RefSeq and is a predicted model, not a curated record.
AUGGCGUAUACACAACGUCUAGGGUCCAAAAGCCAACCAGGUGGCUAUCAAACACGAUUCUCUAGCAUGAUGUAUCCAGUGGAAGAGCAAAACCCGACAGAAGCGGCUUCACCUCGCCUCACGCAAGAGCAGCGCCCACUCCAAGAAACCCCUGAUCUGACACCCCGUACCGACAAGGAAAAAGCACAGCAAUAUUCGCACUCAACCCACCAAGACCCGGACCUUCACAAGCGAGUCAAGAAGAUCGAACAUUUCAUCAAGACGAUUACACAGGAUGGCUUCGCCGUUGUAUUGACCGAAAACGCGGCAUUACUGAGCGAAACAACAGCACUCAAAGGCAGGAUCCAGGAACUAGAGGGAACACUGGAGAACAUGAAAAAUCGCCUAGAUGAGUUGUGCAAGGAAAGGCAAGUUUCCACCAUUCAGAGCAAUCCUGCGCGCAAGAAACGGGCAGUGCCUCAGUGA